AUGAAGUUGCUCUUACCGGCCAAGCACAAUGGAGUUGAUGCGGAUAUCGUCCUGUUGAGCGUAAGGCCGUGGGAAAAAGGAGAUGACGAGGGUAUGCUGACUCUGCGGCAACACCAGGAUUUUGAAGCAGAGAUCCAGAUCGCUCCGCCUGAGCCAUUACAGAAGUCACAAGAAAAUGCAAAUCGAGAUGCUUUUUGA
Peronospora matthiolae is the source of this 198-nucleotide messenger RNA. NCBI's taxonomy places the organism in Eukaryota, Oomycota, Peronosporomycetes, Peronosporales, Peronosporaceae. The record is from the annotation of a GenBank genome assembly.